Molecule: messenger RNA, 2318 nt
Organism: Trichomycterus rosablanca
Lineage: Eukaryota; Metazoa; Chordata; Actinopteri; Siluriformes; Trichomycteridae
Gene: tph2
Product: tryptophan hydroxylase 2 (tryptophan 5-monooxygenase)
Exons: 11
Coding region: 16-1518 (500 amino acids)
Biological process (GO): serotonin biosynthetic process; aromatic amino acid metabolic process
Cellular component (GO): neuron projection
Molecular function (GO): iron ion binding; tryptophan 5-monooxygenase activity
Source: RefSeq, a predicted model, not a curated record
CAAGUAGUGCCAAAGAUGCAGCCAGCUAUGAUGAUGUUCUCCAGCAAAUACUGGGCACGACGGGGAUUAUCUUUGGAUUCAGCCAUGUUUGAUCAGCAGCAUCUUGGAACCCAUAUGCUUCGCAGGACGUCCUUUAGCCGUAUUGAUGAAAAACCAGACAAAGAGUGUACAAGCUACACUCAAGACUCUGGGAAAACAGCAGUGAUUUUCUCAUUAAAGAAUGAGGUGGGGUGUCUGAUUAAGGCUCUUCGGAUCUUUCAGGAGAAGCAUGUAAAUCUGGCCCACAUUGAAUCUCGUAAAUCUAAGCGAGUCAGCACAGAAGUGGAGAUUUAUGCCGAGUGCAGCUGCACGAAGAAGGAAUUCAAUGAGCUGGUGCAGAACCUUAAAGACCAAGUCAACAUUAUCUCCUACAACUCUCCUCAACAUGUGUGGACUGCAGACACCGACUUUUUGGACUGUGUGUGUGUUUUGGGUGGGUUGCCAGAUGGAGAAGGUGUACCUUGGUUCCCCCAGAAGAUCUCAGAACUGGACCAGUGCUCACACAGAGUGCUUAUGUAUGGCUCAGAGCUGGACGCUGACCAUCCUGGCUUUAAAGACAACGUCUAUCGACAGAGAAGAAAAUACUUUGUAGAGAUCGCAAUGAACUACAAAUUUGGCCAACCUAUCCCAUGUAUUGAGUAUACACCAGAGGAGGUGAAGACUUGGGGAGUUGUAUUCCGUGAACUGACUAAACUCUACCCCACCCACGCCUGCCGCGAGUAUCUGAAAAACCUCCCGCUCCUUACGAAACACUGUGGAUACAGAGAGGACAACAUUCCACAGCUAGAGGACGUUUCUCUCUUCCUAAGAGAGAGGUCAGGGUUCACAGUCCGACCUGUGGCAGGAUAUCUGUCACCCAGAGACUUCCUGGCUGGUCUGGCGUAUCGAGUGUUCAACUGCACGCAGUAUGUGCGUCACAGCACUGACCCACUUUACACACCAGAGCCAGACACCUGCCAUGAAUUACUAGGUCAUGUACCUCUCCUAGCAGAUCCCAAGUUUGCUCAGUUCUCACAGGAGAUUGGUCUGGCAUCUCUUGGGGCUUCGGAUGAAGAUGUGCAGAAGCUGGCUACAUGCUACUUCUUUACUAUUGAGUUUGGCCUGUGCAAACAAGAUGGCCAAUUGAGAGCCUAUGGAGCAGGGUUGCUGUCUUCAAUUGGAGAGCUAAGGCACGCUUUAUCUGAUAAAGCAGUAGUGAAACAGUUCGACCCCAGGACUACGUGCCACCAGGAGUGUCUCAUUACCACUUUCCAAGAUGUUUACUUUGCCUCAGAGAGUUUUGAGGAAGCAAAAGAAAAAAUGAGAGAAUUUGCCAAAACGAUCAAAAGGCCAUUCUCUGUCUAUUACAAUCCAUACACCCAGAGCAUUGACCUACUUAAGGACACCAGGAGCAUAGAGAAUGUGGUGCAGGACCUGCGCAGUGACCUUACGACAGUCUGUGAUGCACUGGGGAAAAUGAACAAGUAUCUUGGCAUCUAGCCCUACACAAAGGCAGCAACCUUAUAUGUACAUUUUUUUUUUUUCCUUUAAACCAUGAACUACACUGCAUCUGUAGCACUAAAACAAAUAAGUGGCUUAUGCUUUAUUCAAAAUGCCUGAACCCAAAUUGGUACAGUAUUGUCUUAACGGUCCUCUGGUGUUCUCAUGCAUUUGCCUGCUUUCAUAGUCUGGUUGUUCUUCUGCACACAGCAACUAAUGUUUAAAAUGCUGUAGACUGAAUGGCUGCAUUCAUUAGCGUUUGCUGAUUGUAAUUAGCUUACCUUGACAUUCUAUAAUUGAAUUGCCUGUGUUCCUGAUCAUUUGGUCCAACUUCAUUAUGACCUGGCAAACAGGAAGUCAGAAUUGGAUGAUUCCAGACGUUGGAUGGUCCAGACAUUUAACAGCACACUGUGGCUCACAGAUUACUUAACAAAUAGCUGAUAUAAUAACUGCUAGUAUAUUCUUGAAUCAUAAUAUAUAUCUAUUUUGCUGCAUUAUUAUAAAUGGCUCAGUAUUUAGCACUUCAUUGUGCCUUUAUGUGAUACUGAAAUGUUGUGCCUAUGAUAAUCAGAAUAAGUAUUAUUAUUACAUCUUGCAGCACUCAGGCUAAAGUGAUAAUGAUAUUGUUAUGGUAAAUGUAACACUUUAAAUAAUUUUAUUUAAAAUUAAAAGUAGUGGAAUGUACUGUGUAUUGCCAUUAGUCUGUAGCGUUUAGCUGUGCUUGCUUCACGAGAUGUAAACAUAUCAUUUACAAACAUUUCAUUUUAAUUUCAGGUCUUGUCUAUUUUCAUGUUUUUUUA